GCUCCAUCCAUUCUCUCCUCUCCUCUCCUCUCCUCCUCAUUCUCUCCUUAGUCUUGACUCUCCUAAUGAUUCUGAUAUAACCCCUCCUUCCAGGUUACUCGCUGCCUCUCCCUUUCUUGACGAACUGCCUAGUGGGCCGCGUUAGCCUCUCCCACUAAACCAACCCAUUCCUAACUUGACCACCGUCGUCCUUACCUUGCAGCCUCCUUAUCUUCCUGUCCCUUCGUUACGUCGUCUGGCGGCUGCUUUCUUCGUUCUUUCAAGUCAACUUCACUGCCAAAUCCCUCGCUUACCUCUUCGGAUUACACCGGACGUCUUUCGCGUUUAUCUCGUGUUUUGCAAUAAGAACCGAAAAAAAAGAGACAUAAUAAAGAAACAAGAAAAGGACACGGAUGCGAUUCGAGGCCUGGAUGACACAUGUCCUGUCGUAGGGACCUCCGAUGGCAAUCCGUGCCUUGGCGAUCUCAUCUCACUCCGUCAGGUCUCGUCAGGGGGGCUGAACAUACUACUCGUCUCAAAUCUACCUCUUCCUCCGGUCGCCAGGGAUGAGUUCCCACCGAUCGGCCUCCACCACCCCGGGAUCGAGCACCAAUACCUCCUCGGCCAUUCGCUCCCGCACCCGCCGCCUGGUCUCCUCUACCGAGGACGACGAUGACGAUGUGAAUGGGAAGCCGCUGCAGUCCUCGGGGCUGUCCUUUCUCUCCCCCGACCUGCCCCCCACGCGUUCCGGCCGCUCGACCCCCUCCUCCCAACCCUCCCGCGGCAUCUCCCCGGUUCCCAUGAGCCACCCCUCGCGGGCCACCUCUCCACCCAACCGUGCCUGGUCCAAGGAUUCUUUAGGAUUCCUCGAUUCGUCGUGGUCCUCCCUCCAGAGUUUGGCGUCGUCGUUCCUCGGCAGCGACGUCGCCCAUCCGGCCCCCAACGGAGACCCCCGGGGUCACGUUCGGAAACCGUCUCGCCCUGAUCCGUAUUCGAAAGCCCCGACGCCCGCGUGCGCUCCGUCGGCGUGGGGCCCGUCCGCCCCCGCGUCACCCGAGAUCGGAGCUGGGACCCGGGAAGAACGGCGAGCGCUGGUGCAGGCGAAGAAGCGAGAGGCGCUGUUGCUGGCCGAUCCGGUUCCGACGUGGGGCCGGGAUCGCCGACACAAGAGACGAGACUCCUGUGACCAGACCGGGCACUCGGCCAUUGACCCGGAGCAAGACGAGGAGGCUCUGGCCUACAUCCAUCAUGUGCAGCCGACAGACAGCAUCACGGGCGUGACCAUCCGAUAUGGCUGUCAACCGGCAAUCUUUCGGAAAGCCAAUGGCUUCUGGCCGAGUGACAGCAUCCAGGGCCGCAAGACCGUCCUCCUGCCGGUCGAGUCUUGCACCGUGAAGGGUCGACCGAUCCCACCGCCGACGCCAAUUUAUAAUGGCAACGGUGCCGAACGGGAUUCUUUGGAAGACCCCAAGGGCAGCUCAAUUGUGCCGUCGACGACCUCGGGCGAAAGCACGCCGCAGCACGCCUCGUUCCCGGAGACGACGGUCGAAGUCGAGGCGGAUCGGGUCUGGAAGCACGAAUCGUUGGUGCAAAUCGACGGGUUUUCCGCCCCGGUGGAGAUCGGCCGCGUCCCUCGGAGAGCGCUUGGGUUCUUUCCCCGAACUCGGCGGAAAUCGGUGUCAGCCACUGGCUCUGCACCGCCGUCGACCUCUGCUCGAGGGCGAACAGACACCACAUCCACAUCAUCGUCACCUAUCGAACCGCCGUCAUCUGCAUCGACCCCGUCCGGGAUUCCGUCGUCGCCGGCUGCGUCCCGGGCCACCCAGUCGCCCCUGUCCGGGGGACACCGUCGUCAACGGAGCAAUAUCCAGCUCACCGUGCCGGGAGUUGGCACUCUGGAUCGUAAUGCGACGGCUCCUGGACCGGCUCCCGAUGGGCUGAGCAAGUUCUUCGCCCAGCACAUGCCUACGUUGGCCCCUCCCACUCCGGCCCCUGACUUUCGAGACUCCUCCGAACACCUCUCGACCUCGGUGUCAAACGCAACCACGGGGCUGGAGAAUCUCGGCGGUGCCUUCGAGGGAUGGAUGCGCAAGGUGACCACGCGAGCGAAGAACAGUCUGGGGGAGCUCCAGCGGGCGCAGAGCUACCAGACCAGUGCCCCGGGUCGGUCCGGUGGACGACGCGGGGAUCUAAUCGAACUGAACGACGGCAUGGACUCCCGGAAUUCGUCACGGGACUCGGCUUUCCUCGCGGACCCUCGCGGACGGGCCGAUUACAACCGCAGCAGCUCCAGCUUCCACGAUGGAGCGACGCGGCGAGGCCUGUCGAAUCCUUCGUCGACCAGCACGAGCCGGACUCGUGUGGGAGACCGGUACAAAGACGAUUAGCCGUUCCCACCCUUUCACUCCUUUGAACGACAUGGUCAAUUAAUUAUGACCACACACUCAUUUUCGAUGGCCACGCCUGGGCUCUGUACCCUGACGGCUUUUGACGAGCUUUUGCGAUACUCCAUCCCUUGCACGCAUAGCGUAGCGGCGCGACAGGAUCAUACUGUUGGCUUUGUCAUUCAUUGUAUUUGGGGAAUCCUAUGUGAUUCCUUUUUCCUUCAAUUCUUGUAUCUAUCUCUUUCCUGUUGUGCGAGAUCAUCCGAUCAUUGGGUGGUGCUUUUUAUAUUUCAUGGCGAUUGGACGCAUAAGAGAUGGCGAUAAGCAUAGAUUAGAAGCUAAUGUAACUGUUCAUAUUGAUCUACCUUUUUGUAUCUAAUUAAUUAUCGUUGACUUUUCAUUCUA
Aspergillus candidus is the source of this 2768-nucleotide messenger RNA. RefSeq names its product putative LysM domain protein. The transcript is spliced from 2 exons. NCBI's taxonomy places the organism in Eukaryota, Fungi, Ascomycota, Eurotiomycetes, Eurotiales, Aspergillaceae. The record is from RefSeq and is a predicted model, not a curated record. Bases 546 to 2366 code for a protein of 606 amino acids.